AGUCAAACACGACGCUUCGCGGACAUCGUGCGCGCACGGCGUCGGAAAUCCUCUCUCUCCUGACGAUUCCGCGAUAGAGCAGUACCGAAACGUUGUCGGCGCAUUCCGUCCGUUGAAUUCGCUCGCGUCUUUCGCGCCACUCCCGCGUACGAGUGCGUCUUCUUGUUCUCGCGUCCGGUCGGUGAAAACGCGACCCGAAAUGACAGCAUCACGCAUCGUCAAAUAGCGACUUCUCGCGGCAACACAACAGUUACGAAUCGCCCUUUACAGUUCCAGACACGUUAAUGUGCAAUUGUCACAGCAUAAAUACAUACUGCUCUCCACAGAAGCAAGAAGAUCAAUUUAAACGGUACGAUUAAUCUGAAAAUACAUCACACCGAAACAAAGAAGCCUUCAAAAGGAACCGUGUGAAAUUGUCUUCGUCAAUACGGUACUGUCGGUAUUUAUAGAAAAAAAUGAAUGAAUUGAAGAAACGAAUCGACAGCGCAGGUGCCGGAGAAAUACUAUAAUACUACCGGGAGGCACUGGUGUAAGAACACUCCGUGACUUUCAUUGCUUGUCCAGGGAAACAUUUCCUAUUUUAACAGAUGCUAGAAUCACUUGUGAAAAUACUGCGCGAUAAAUCUUCUAAGCACUAAGUACACGGCUCUGUGUCACAUUAAAUUAGCUGUAUGGACUACUCAGAAACACAGCGCUGAUGAAGUAUUCGGCCACCAAGAUGUGAUUUCAGAUGAACGUACCACGUGCCAUUGGGGGAAACAUUUUUACCAGAGCUUGACCAGAAAGCAGGAAACUUUGAAGAAGUUGCGUCAUCUAGAAAUAAAACAUGCAACACUCUUGUUUCUAGGGGAUAAAAAACUGAUGUGCAUCUCUGUGGGACGUGAUUCAAAUUGCCGAUUCUGCAGGAACAGGAUCUCAGCGUUUCACCAAAACGAUAAAAAAGUUACAGUGGUGUAUAAACUUGAUUCUUAACUGUUAAACGAUGUCUUUUGGCUCCUAGCUUUUACGAUUGUCGAACCGUGGACGCUACACUGCAGAUGUGUGACAGGUGUAUCGUUGAUUGGAAAGCGCAUGCAACAGAUGUUCAAGUUUGCUCGUUCCGCCACUACUGAAACGAACAUAUAGCAUUGGAGGGACUGAGCGGGAAGUGGUUGGAUAAUGUAUAUUUAAAUCUGUUGGAAUAACUACGAUAAGCUAAUCUUGUGCAUCGGCUGAAACAGGAAAUAAUCCAGAUGCGAUUACACCCAAAACCGAUAUGCUCCUAUUUCAUUCUACGUGUGUAAUAAUAGUCAAUUUGUGUGGGCCAUAGCUAUGACUACAUAGGCUGAAAUGUUCGAAAAAGGUCAGCUGAAAAGUACUGUGAUGAGGCUACUAUAGUGCCAGGAGGAUUUCGCAAACUUCUGUCAUCCAUUUUCAUAGACCCAUCAGAGAGAGAAUAGUUUGUGGAAUGCUGUUAAAAAGAUGAGUGGGUAACGUGUAUUGUCAGGAUGCUAUUUGUGUGAAGUUAGGAGCUCUUUGGACGUUUACUGGUGAUCGACGAGAAGAAGGAUUUAUGGCUAGAGUUAAGUAAAUAAAUCGCCUACCAGACGAAAUUAGGUCGUACGCUUCGGAGAUAGAUGGGUCAUUACAGUGGAGAAUAAAUACAGUACUAUCGAUCUUGGCUGAAACUGAAAACUAGUUGAGAUUUCACUAUAGUCAAACAGAAACGUCGCCGUCUCUUACUGUACGUGUAACACUUGUCAAUUUAUGUGGCUCAGAUCAUGAGGUGGUCGUAAGAAAGUUUUAAAACAAAAUUUCAUUCAUUUGGGCCAUACAUCGAGACGAGCUGAAAACGGCCGUGUUGACAGCAUUAUAGUGAUAGGAGGGAUUGCAACAGUUAUUUCAUUAUUUAUAGUGAUAGCUUCAUGUUGGAAUGACACCAGUUCGAUGAUAUUUUUGUUAAACAGAUGAGUGGAUAAACGUUUUAGCACCGAGGUUAUCUGUUUGCAGUUCUGAGCAUCCUGUUUAAUAACAUUCCGUGGGGUUAAAGAGAAGAAGGUUGUGCUAAGUGAAAUAUAUUCCAAAGUCGAAGGAGAUGAAUCGUUCUGGUGCACAGUAGUUGCCGGACAUUGAAGUUCAGUGCUCCAAUUUUACCACUGUGACAAUGUUCACCAAUGUGCACGCCCAAGAAGUGGAGGACGAAGAGGCACAGCACAGAAGAAAGGAGCAACAGCCGUCUCCAUCCAGACAGAGACGUGGCAGCUCCAAGAGCCCGUCCUCCAGGAGUCCGUCGGGACACGACAGGUGCCGGGAGCAGAACUGCGAAGAAUGCCACUCUUGCUGCCCCGAGGGCGACCAGUGCUGCUGCAGGAGCCAGGAAGAGCCUGGGAACUCCAAGGAGAAGGGCAGGUCUUCGGGGUCCAGGCGGGGUUCUGUGGCACACAAGAGGAAGAGCGUCAGGAGGGGCAGCGAGUCCCUGAAGCUCCCCGACGGAGCUGCGAUCGAGCGGAGGUUGGCGAGAACGCCCAGUCCGAGAGCGGUCGGCGCUGCCGGGCUCGAGGACGAGUUCGGAGUAGUGUCCAGCCGGCGUCGCAGCAGCUCCCUCAAGAUCGAGACCGAAGGCAAGUUGAGCGUGGCUCCCGCGGGGUCGGGUAACCGCAGGCGGAGCAGUUCGCUCAAGAGCGACGGGGAGGCGAGGCGCGGCGGCGAGGAAGAGCCCGUCCGCAGGGACCGCAGGAAGUCGUCGCUGUACGGCGGCUACCUCAGCCCCAACGACGCCCUCUCCUUCAGCGACGGAGUGGACGAGGCGGGCCGGCGCAGCCGGAGGAACUCCUCGCGCAAGAGCAGCGACAGCUCCUCGUUCCGAACGGACGCCGACGGACACCUGCUGUGCCCCGACCAGAGCCCCAGCCCGCAGCACUGCGUAAGCACAGACGCCGCCUUCGACGCCUCGAGGAGGGACUCCCGCAGGAGCGUCAGGUCCUUCAACGAAGAAGUCGGGGAGGUCCGCAGGAAGAACUCGAGGCGGUCCGACGAGGGCCGCGGGCUGUCCCGGACGCCGAGCCCCCGGCACGGGUCCGGGAAGCGCUCCGGCAGCCCGCGGUCAGCCGUCGCGGCGGGGCUGGACCCGUUCGCCUCCCGCGUCUGCUUCUACGUCGACGACUGCGUCAUCGACGACGCGCCCCCGGAGGCGCUGCCGCAGCCCCGGCCGGCCGGGGCUCGCCACGGCCGGCGCGCGACCUCCAUGAGGGACCCUGGCGGGGCCCGGCGCUACGCCACCAAGCUGAGCAGGCACGCCAGUGACGUGACGCCGGCCCAGCGAAACCGCGCGGGCAGCGUGAGGCGGACCCAGCGCGGCAGCCUCAUGCUGCCCGGGGCGGGGCCGGGGGGCGGCGUCGGCGUCGGCGCCAGGACGCCCCCGGAGGAGCUGCCGCCCAAGGAGCGCCGCCGGCGCACCAUCGUCAUGAUCGUGGGCGCCACCUUCAUGUUCCUGCUCGCCUGCAGCGUGCUCGUCGUCGUCGUCACACUGACGCACCACUCCUUCCGUCACCCGCCCGUCGACGACGCAGUUCGCAAAGAGAACGAGGAGUACUUGAGCGCCAUAGGCAGGGACGACUCAGGGCUGUCCAGUGCGGGCCAAAACGUCACGUCUGGCCCCCCGCCGUUGCUGUUGGACAACCCGUGAGGACCUGCGCAACCUGCCAAGCAGAACACUGCCGCCUCCCGACAGUUCUCCCAAAAGCCGGUGAUGUAAGUGCGGGGAUUAGAAUGCUUUCGAGUCUCACAGCCAGACCACUAACAAGGUUUUGCCUCCUGCUGAACACCAAACCCACAGACAGUCUGGUUUUCCAUUUGUGAAAGUGAAAUUUGAACCAUUGCAGGUGCUAUGAUUAUCAGUUUCUAUUAACAUGACACAGACAGUGUGGCAGGUAUUAUAAAAAAAGAAAAGGAAAAGAGAUCCCAUAUCUUGGCUAACUGUUGUUUACUUCUUUGAUUUGUUAAGCAAUGCACUAAUCACAGCAGAAUGCCAAAGUUAUAAAUUGUACGAGGUGAAGUGAGAUAUUAUGCUUGAUAUCAUUACAGCCUACUAUAAACUAGUGAUUGCUUCUCCCAUGUGAUGAAAAUGCGGUCAAUGAAGAAACCUACAUUAUUCCAGUGGGCAGUGGGUCAUUGAUGUUUAGUAUGCUUGAGAGCUGUUCUUUGUACAUGCAGUUAGUGAUCAACACAGUGUUGCUCAUGAAAAAUGACAUCUUAGGCAUGUAUUGACCUAACGAAAACUCCUAGUUAUGAGCAAAAUAUGUCUUUAAAUAUAAUUAAUUCCAAAUGCAGUCAUUUGAACUUAUUACUCACUGAGGCAAGAAUUCUUCUAAGGUUUGAGAUGGAUCUAGAUACUCCUGUUAGUUUUGUAAUCAGUGACAACUGGCUUUGUCGAAACUUAUUACCAGUCAAUAACUGUUACGUGUUCAGAUAAUGAAUUUACACAUUUGUCUAUCUGGCAUGGCAGUUGACAAUAUUUUUCCCUUUCUGCUGUGGUGGGGGUGACUUGUUCUCUCUUGCCUCUAGUCAAGAGGACCAACUGUCAUGGUCUUAAAUAGUCCUUGAUUGGCAUAUGUAAUCCUUACUUUGUGCUAUCAGUGUCACUAGAUCUAUCAAAGGAACAUAAACAGUUCACUUCAUUUUUCUGUCUCUUCUCAGCCUUGAGAACCCAGUUCCAUGCACCACUAAGAUUAUAUAGCCAUUGGCCUGAUUGAAGUGAUUCUCACACAUUCUAAUUUCUCUUGCUUCUUUUGCAACAGAAACCCAGCCUGUAGAAGUACAGGGGUCAAGAUUUUAAUUUCUCAAAUUUUGUUCAGCCUUUGGUGUUCCUCACAGCAGUCUGAAAAGGUUUGGCUGGAUUCACCAGUGUAGUUACAGGGGUACUACACAUCACAGAGACCCUGAGGCAACCUGUCCAUAAUAUUUUGUUUAUCCUUUUGGGCCCUAGGACAAUGCCUAUUUUGCUAUUUGGAGAACCAUGCAGAGGAAGGAGCACCAUAAGUAGUUUAUCCCGAUUGUUCAGUGUCAUUUCUCAAUGUCCCAGCUUUAUAUCACUUGAUCCUUAGUUUUGGAAUCCAAGUGGUUCUUAUCACAAACAAUUGCAGCUCUUUUUAUCAUUGUUUUUGAAACACCUAUCUUCUGAACUGGAUGGUCCGAAACCCUGCACCCUGAGACAUAUGCGAGAGUGUGGUGGCUUGUGAUACACACGUUGGCCCAUCUGAUUUUCAUUUUACCAAAACAUCUAAGAUUGGCAACCUUCCUUCUCUCACAGUUGACAUGAAGUUGAUCACCGCAAAUGUUGAAACCUUGAGGCUUUGCUCAAAUCUGAAGAUACUGUUUUGAGUAACUUUGUUCUCACUCAAAAAAAAUUUUUGCAUCACAAUAUUUAAAAAUACUGUUUAGCAUAUAUAAAGGAAACUUUGUCGCCAUUGUGAAGGAACUAUCCUAUCGCUAGUUCCAGGCUACCUGAUGUGUGUCGCACAAAAAGAAGCAGCUAUUAAAGUGUAGCAUACUACUCACCAUGUGUCACAACAUGAGAGAGAGCAAAUUAUAAUAUAUAUUUCUAUAAACCUUCAAAAUACUUUCAUUCUGUAACAAUAUGUUGUCUUCUCAAGUAAAAAUAUUUAAUUUACAGCCAAACACACAUUUCUUACAUCCCUCUAACAAUAUUCAUACUAAAAAAAACUUUAAUCUAAUUUCUUCUGCACAUGUAAAGCCACUGGCUCAGUGCUGCAGUAAAUAUUAUUUACAUGGCUCAGCAAAGCAGUUUCUGGUUAGUUCCCCAUCUAAAAAUUAGUUAUCUCACACAACCUCCCAAAUGCACAAACAGUAUUCAAAGUUGAAAUACAUACUGAAUUGCAUGUUAUUUAUGUGAACUCUACAUCAAAAUAGAAACAUUAUACAUUGGGCCUGCCAUAACCUUGAAACACAGCCUCCCUCCCAAACAUGUUGUGCCUCCUUAAUUUCACCUCUUAUGGAAAAUUGCUCCCUGGCUUAUGUUUCCCCUUUGAAAACAACCAAUGGACAGUGCAAAUACAUAAGGCAGCUGGUAGGAGCCACACUUUCCUAUGUACUAGAAGAGUGUAUGAAAUUUGGCUUCUUGUUAGAUACAUUCUUCUGCAGCAGAAAUGAGGUAUUGCCUUCUUGCUAACUUGUCACUACUCGAACAGCAUUUUCUUAUAGUGGCUUUGGAUAACAGCUCAUAUUUUUAUAAGUUCUAAUCUUACUUUCUAUCAUAAAUGUGUAUUGAUGAUUCCUAGUGUGACUGGGUGAAACAAAAUAAAAGUCUCAUUUCAUUGACUUUUACUUUUUUCUUUGGUUUCUACAAAAUCACAGGUUCUAAAAAACUUGUCUAUUAAGCACUGCUUCAUAAAAUGCAGUCAAACAUAUGCUCCCAACAUAAAGGAACUUGCAGACCACACAGAAGACCUGACAAUUUAGUUUGAUUUUGGAGCAGAACAACUGGUGUUGGCAGUAAAAAUUUGUAUAAUUUUGGUGUGGAACAACCUUACUUACCUUCUAUUGUUGUGACAGAAAUACUAAUAAACAGUUGACAUCUGUUAUACUGUACUUUGUGCAAAGAAGUUUAUUUCUACUGUGUCUGCUAGGAUGCCAUUGUAUAUCAAUGAACAAUAUAAACCACAUAAAAGUAGAUGAGAACAACAGGGUUUAGGAGCAUACUUGGCACAACCAUUGUAGUGCAAGUGCUUCUGCUGUGAUUAACAUUGAGUGAAUGAUAAUAAGACCAUGGUCAGUACUGGAGCCUGCAAGAUAUUGGUAAUUACUUGCACUUGGCGGUCGUUCCCUGAAAGUACCUUAUCUUGCUACUGCCCUUCUGCAAUAAUAUAAAAAUGUAAUAGAGUGUCUUCCAGUGUAGAGCCUCUUGUAGAAUUUUAACAUUUGAAAGUAGUUCCUAGAACAUGUUUCAGUAUUCAGGUUGCAAAAGAAAUUUUAGGAGCAUCUGUCAAUAUUUUCAAUUGUAUAACUAUGUUGAAAUGUACAUACGUGUUGUUCAACAGUAUUCAGUUUGUAAAUAUUUCAAGAGAGAUGCUCUUUUUAAUUUAUUAAAUGCCAUAUCAGUAAAGUGGCAAUCUAUGGGAUCAAAUUGAGGCAAAUGCUCUGAAUACUUGAAUGUUACUUCCAAUUGGUCAGAGAAAUGCCGUUCUGCAUGGUACAGUUUUAAUGUUGAAACUGAUAAGGCCUACAGAUGCACUAUUGGUUAUUUAUACUAAACAAAAGCCUUAGAACAAAAUGAAUAGCAUUGAAUGUAAACACAAUUUGAAAGAGGUUUUGUUUUAAUGGUUGAGUGCUGGCACCGAAUGCAUUGACUUGUUUAGUAACAGAGUUUGUAACCUUCGAGUUUU
Schistocerca gregaria is the source of this 7379-nucleotide messenger RNA. RefSeq lists its product as uncharacterized. The record is from RefSeq and is a predicted model, not a curated record. NCBI's taxonomy places the organism in Eukaryota, Metazoa, Arthropoda, Insecta, Orthoptera, Acrididae. The coding region runs from base 2144 to 3664 and encodes 506 amino acids. The transcript is spliced from 4 exons.